This is a messenger RNA of Pleurotus ostreatus (oyster mushroom), 1911 nucleotides long. RefSeq lists its product as uncharacterized. The transcript has 4 exons. NCBI's taxonomy places the organism in Eukaryota, Fungi, Basidiomycota, Agaricomycetes, Agaricales, Pleurotaceae. The coding region runs from base 1 to 1911 and encodes 636 amino acids. The record is from RefSeq and is a predicted model, not a curated record.
AUGCUGAGGGACGUUUCGGUCGUUUGGCUCGGCGGUUCAGAUAAAUAUCUCGAUUCAUGCUGGCUGACCAAAUUUCUGAUUCACCCUCCGGCUUUCCUAUAUUUUCUUCCCGCCCUCCUCUUCCCUCCCUCCUCGCCGUCCACAACGAUGCUCUCCUCGCCGCCCCAGCCCCCCGCACGCAAGCGAGCAAGGCCAAGAGGGCUCUGGAGGGGGCGUGUGAACGCGCCACGUUGUUUCGCAGACCAUGUCCGCGAAUGGCAACAGGGUGUUUAUAGUGACUCUGAUACCGACGACGACGAGCGAGACGUCCCAGAGUCGAACAGCUCGUCCAGCUCCAAGCGGCGCCGCCUCUCCCCUUCCUCCUCGGCCAGCGACGACAGCGAUCAGCGAGAUACUGACUUUUGCCGCCAAUACACCACCACUUGCACAUCAGACGACGUAGACCGCAUCUCGAGCUGGGUCAGGCGCACAAGGAUCAUGGACACCACCUCGACCGCACGCAGGGGCGCCCAGACCGAUGCCAACAAGUCAUGUACAUUCGAAGAUUGGGUGGAUCUCAAGGACUUGUUUGCGAAAGCAGCGGAGCAGUAUGAAAAUGCAGAGCCAGCGGAGGCAAUCCCUCUUCUUCGCGCAGUCGUACAUGACUGCCACCGCUUUUUGAUCUACUAUCAAGAUCCAUCUGUUGUCUAUACGCCCCCAGCACGGGGCCCUUUGGACAGCGCACCAACCAGCCUUACUCCUACAGACGAUCGAUUUCCCGGUGAUUGGGCCAGCGAUCGUUCGUCUCGAGGCAGGAAUACUGCGCCACCCCCUCCUCCCGUGGAACCAAGAAAGCCGAAGCCACAAGAGCCAGCCACUGCCUUCCAUGCCAUACUGGGAACCGCGUUGUUCUUGUUUGGUAACCUGAUAGCUCAAGAUCCAAAGCUUGCGUUGACGGGCGAGCCCAAUACGCCGUGCCCAUACUGGCUGGCGGCCCUAGACGUAUUCGAGACGGGCGAAAAUCUCCCAAGUCGGGUCAACGCCCGAGGGCUGGAAACGACUGAAGAUUGGCGGAUGGCUAUCGUCUGGGGCCGCACCUAUGUUUGUAUCGUAGACGAUGCGCUUACCCGCAAUCUCGACAAAAAGCAAUCAACGCCACCUGGUGCCUCAUCCUCGUCCACGGGAUCCUGCCUCUCACCCGCAGAUCAAACCGAACCCAAUUGGCCGCAGGACUCGCCCUUCUCCGCUAUCGCCGCCCGUCGCCCACCUGUUACCCGUCGAAUGUCCCUAUCUCUGAGCUCACCCAAUGACCUGAUGGUUCUGGCCAUGGAUCAAUUCUCUAGGGGAAUAUUUCAUAUGCCGCACCCGCAGCACGCUCCGCCGACCGGAAACGCCCAAUCGACUUCGAUGCCGCCGCUAACAGACACAUUCUCGCGGCCCAAGGAACUGUAUACGAUCGCCUCUGAAGUCCUGAAUGUGGCGGAAAAAUUCGAAAUUCCCUCAGAGCGCCAGUAUUGGGCAUCGUGGGCUGACUCCGUCUUUAACCAAAUGAAGAUGGAAGCGGACAUGGAUGCAUGGAGAGGUUCCAUUACCAGGGCGAGAGGGCGUUGCUGGCUUAUCGUUGGCUCGGCAAAGGUUGAAGGACUGGAAGAAGCGUUGGAACGAGGCGAUUCGGGAGUACUUGACUCCGAAGACGCGCAAGAGGCUCGUGAGGGCCUGACAAACGCUAUCUCUUUCUUCGAGCGUGCCAAGGGAUCAGCCACUUCUUCCAGUGACCCAGAGACACAAGAGCUACAGCCUCUACUCGCUGAAGCCCUUCUAACACUCGCCAAUCUGACGCAAGACGAACAACGGCGAGAAGAGCUAUAUGCACGCGCUCAAGCCGAGGCCGGCGGCACUUUCGAGCUAGACCACGACAUGCUCGAGAGCUGA